AAACUCGAAAGAAAAACGCUUUCUCGGUAGAGCGAAAAUUUUUAAUACGAAAUCUCAAGAUAAUACCGAUUAAAUUAGUAUUGUAGUAGAAGAAAACAGAAUGUCUCGUCAGAACACUCGCUUGGAUACGAAAAAAGUGUACCGUUUUUAAGAAGGCCAAACUGUGCGAGAGUGUAGAUUGGUAGGUGAUUUAAGCAAAGUGCAUAAAUAGUUCAAAAUGCAACCGGAAGAUCGCAAGGAUAAUAUCAUUAUUAAAAUGGAGAACCCGACGGAACGAUCGACAAUCGGUGGAGGUCCUAUUCAAAUAUUGCAACUGAAUCAAGCCUUGCAGGACCCGAACAACCAACAGCUGCUGCUGCAAAGUCUACAGCAGCAUCUCAAUGGAAGCACCUCGGGUCAGCAGGUUCAAGUGCUACCUAUCACUUCAUUGUCCAAUCAGGGUCUAGUAGUACCGACUCAGCCAGUCCAGCAAACAGCACAACCUCAAAUGUUACAAUUCUCCCUAGACGGAGGACAAACCUUUCUCUACCAACCGGUGCAAAUGCCGACUGCUGAUCCCAUUCAGAGCAUAAACAUCAACGGCAAUAUCGUUCAAAUUCCGAACCAGGCGCUGACAAGCCCAACCAACGCUACCGCAACUACUCCGGUUAUGAUGUUAACCGCCGACCAGACCGGAAUUACGUCGAUACAACAUGCUGCGAACUUUACUCCUACCGUGCAGGCAACGGUUAGCUCGGCCAGCUCGAGCACGACCAGCGGCACUCCAACGGGACCAAGCGCUUCAGCCACGAUGGUGACUGCUAGCAGUUCCAACAUCGAAGCCAUCCAAACCAUGGCCAGCAUGGAGUCCGAGGAAGAACCGCUGUACGUGAAUGCCAAGCAGUACAAGCGAAUUCUAAAACGCCGGCAGGCCAGAGCGAAACUGGAAGCCCAGGGCAAGAUACCGAAAGAGCGGCCAAAGUAUUUGCAUGAAUCGCGACAUCGGCACGCGAUGAAUCGGGUUCGCGGCGAGGGCGGUCGUUUUCAUACAAGUGAGAUGAAACAGGAUAUGGAAUGAGAUUGUCGUGUGGCAACGAAUUUUAAGCUUUGAAAUAUAUGAUUGUGCUUAGCGAGAACAAAUAUGCAAUAAACAUAUUAAUUGUGAGCGAAA
Molecule: messenger RNA, 1150 nt
Organism: Topomyia yanbarensis
Lineage: Eukaryota; Metazoa; Arthropoda; Insecta; Diptera; Culicidae
Product: trafficking protein particle complex subunit 3-like
Exons: 2
Coding region: 218-1057 (279 amino acids)
Biological process (GO): endoplasmic reticulum to Golgi vesicle-mediated transport; intra-Golgi vesicle-mediated transport; regulation of transcription by RNA polymerase II
Cellular component (GO): cis-Golgi network membrane; CCAAT-binding factor complex; cytosol
Molecular function (GO): RNA polymerase II cis-regulatory region sequence-specific DNA binding; DNA-binding transcription factor activity, RNA polymerase II-specific
Source: RefSeq, a predicted model, not a curated record